UCCAACACUUCCAGCAUACUGUUUACUCAGGUAAAUAAGGCCUCCUUAUAAAUACGACCUGCAGUCAAUGGAGCAGACAUUCCUUCACACACACACGCACACACAUCCACACACACACCUUCUGCUGGCACGCAGUCGCCUACACCCGCGCGCACACACAUUUGCAUCUUGGGAGCCUUUUGCUGAUAAGGCUGGUAAUGAAAAACCUUCUUACACAUUCGUAACGCACUCUCUCGGGAGCCUGUCGAGCAGGCUUGGCUUAAAAAACUGCCGUAGCCUUUCACACAUCACCUCACCUCACCCCUAAACCGGAUUCCCCAAACCACGAAAAAGGGGCCAGAUUGGGACCCCACCGGGCAGGACCUUUGGCGCUGAACCUGACGAACCCGUAAGAGAAUUUUGGCACCGGACGACCAAGCUGCCACUGCUGCACCUGUGCACCACGGCAACUGAGCCCACCACACCACUGGCAUCCUCCCAGCAUCAGCUCCCAGCCCAGAUGAGUGCCGUGCUGACGAUGGGGAGUCCAGACAGGGGCGAGGUGGCCAGCUCACUACACCCGCCCCGCGUCGGCUUCGCCGAGACCCCCCUCACCUCCCUGGAGCGGGACGGCUGGGAGGCGGAGGACACCAAGCCGCCCCGCGACCUGGCUGGCGCCCCGGAGCGGGGUCUGCCGGGGCUCUACCUGUCCUGCUUCGACAUGCUGGUCACCGAGGACGCUGCCUGGCUGCUCAAGGUUUCGGACACCGCGCCCCCUUCGCCCGGCCCCCGCCCCGAACAGUGCCCCGUCAUCGACAGCCAGGGGCUGGGCCUCUCCUUGGGCCUGGACGGACAGAUGGAGGAGCGGUCCCUGGAGCAGGUCCAGAGCAUGGUGGUGGGAGAGGUGCUGAAGGACAUCGAGACGGCCUGCAAGCUGCUCAACAUCACCCCAGACCCCAUAGACUGGAACGUGGGGAACGUCCAGAAGUGGAUGCUGUGGACGGAGCACCUCUACAGACUGCCUCAGGUGGGGAAGGCUUUCCAGGACCUCAACGGCAAGGACCUGUGCGCCAUGAGCGAGGAGGACUUCAGGCAGAGGAACAUGCAGUGCGGGGACGUGCUCUACGCCCACCUGGACAUCUGGAAAUCCGCUGCAUGGAUGAAGGAACGGUGCUCUCCAGGAGACAGCAAGUUUACAGGUGGGGAGGAGCCGUGGUCGGAGGCAGACUCCUUCUGUUCCGGGCAGCCCAUCCACCUGUGGCAGUUCCUUCGGGAGCUCCUGCUCAAGCCGCACAGCUACGGCCGCUGCAUCCGCUGGCUCAACAAGGAGAAAGGCAUCUUCAAAAUCGAAGACUCAGCUCACGUGGCGAGGCUCUGGGGCAUCAGGAAAAACCGUCCAGCCAUGAACUACGACAAGCUGAGCCGGUCCAUUCGCCAGUACUACAAGAAGGGAAUCAUCCGGAAGCCUGACGUGUCGCAGAGACUGGUCUACCAGUUCGUCCAUCCAGUAUGAAGAGGCGGUGGGAAGGGUUGGUAAGAGAGGAAAGUGAGGGAUGAAAGGAACUGGAGCAAGAGCCUGUAUAGACUGUAGCAGGCGUCAUACACCUCCAAGUCCUGGUCAUCGAGUUGGACUGGAUUUGAACAAGCUUACUGACCAAAACUCUCAGACUUCUCUCUCAACACUGAAAACUCCAGUCAGAAAAUGGGGGAAAAAACAACCAGAUUUCUGGAGCCACUUCACAGCACUACUGCGGUUGAGGAACCCAGUCCUGCAGAAAGCAGGCCAUACACUCCUUUUCUUAGCGCCAUUUUAUAAUCAGAGAAUGAAGUAUGUUCUCUCUACCCCAAUGAAGACGCAAAUACAUGAACUGCAUUCAUUAAAAACUUAUGUAAACUGCCUUAUUUCCCAAUACGCAUCAUCUGCCUGUUCCUGUUCAUGUUAUAGGGAUUCUACAUUAUUAGUUUGGUGAUUAGCAUGUAGGGUUCUUGUCUUUUGGUCUUCAAUAAUGUUCCAUAUUACAGAGCUCUAUUUUUUAUAAAUUAAGAGGCCUUUAUGUGUUUUGUUUUUCUUCGUUCGUUCGUUUGUUUUUCCUUUGCAAGACUGACUGUGGCAACUGCAACCAACUUAGCAGUGGUUUUGACCAUUUAAACCCUUAGACCGCAGAACCGCAAUGCAACCGCAUUGCAACCGCAAUGCACAGCUUUUCCAAGUUCCAGUUCCAGUCAUGACGUUCUGUGGUCCUAAGGCUUAAACUCCAGCUAAGUUGCGUGCAACUGUCCUAUUGUGUCUUAUUAUUAUCAUUCGUAUCAUCUGCUGCUUUUCUGUGAUAACAGGUUGGGUGUUCAUUCUUGGAGGUCUCUCCCUGGAAUCUGCCUUUUAACAUCCCUUCCCUGAUAAAGAAUUACCUGUAGCACUAAAGCCCUUCCUAUCACUCUACAGAGCACUGAGGAAUAUGUAAAAUCACAGACACGUACUGCGUACUGCCCUAUGCGCACAAUUUAUGUUUUGACUAGCAAAAAGGCACAAAAUACUAAUGUUACAAAAUAGUACUUCCAUAAGAAAAGAUUUAUGUCUAAUUAAUUUGAAAACAGAUUUUUAUAUGAUAAAGUCAACGCUUUAUUAAAGCGGUAUUACUAAGCCUCACCACUUGACAUUUUCUGCUUUAGAGGUGACAGAAAAGUUCAGUUGAUUCUUAAUUUCCCCCAUUCAGUUUGAUUUAAUUUAUUAUGUAUGCUUUUCUACCUUUAAAGGUUUGCACCACAUUUCGAUACAAAACAAUAGCACAUCAAAUUGGGAUGGCAGGUAUACCAUCUCGCCAAAGGUAUGCCUUGGCAGGGCGGCAUGCCCCAUACCUAUACAGCACCGACAGUUUGGCACAUUUCAGAGUUUCCUACAGAAAUAACCACAAUGACCACAGACUCUCAGCCCUUAAAAACAUUCCUUUCUGUACCUUCCUCAUGUCAAGAAACAAAAUUCACACACUUCACACGUCCACACAAUAAAGCUCCAAACUAAGGGGAUUUUGCGUUUUUUCCUUCUUUUUCCUGCCCAUUACAUCAUCACAAAUGCUCCAGGCCCGCAAAGAAUAUGUCUCCCCAUUGGGCAUCUAGCUACAUCAGCCGAUAAAAACAUUGGAUACACAGGCAAAAUGGAGAUAUAUACACACGUUUUUUGCUUUUUACAUUUGCGGCCGGCCGGCUCUUUUACUGGUAGCUCAGCGUUUGCUUGUGGGAGCAACUGAUGGGAGACAUGCAUGAGUUCAAAUCCCCUCCUCAGGCUCAGGGUAAUCUAGGAGUUGUUACACCAGCUUGCUUGCCAGCUAGUAGGCCUAAUUGCCUGAAAAACUGAAACCAUUGCUUUUGCAACUGUAUAAUCUUCGCGGGAAACAAAUUUACAUUUCUGAAAUCCAAAUAAAAAACACCCACACUUAGUUUCGCUUUCAGAGUUUAACGUUAGUUACCUUCCUAACCACUUGACAGUACAGACGGCUCCAAAAUUUUGCACUAAUAGCCUAUCUGCGUUGCGAUUCGGUCUGAUAGGUAACAUUACCAGUCAUGGAAACCAGACAAAAAACACAAAAAGAAAUGAUAUCUCACAAGAUGUAUUCCAAAGCAAUGCCACCCAAUAAAUUGUUUCAAUUGUUUUCAACUGAAAGCGUGUUUUUGAUCAGAUCAGGUUUACACAAUGAAGGUCAGCCUAUACAAGGGCAGCGAAUGUAUUUUUACACAUUUAAAAAAGAGCAAACGGCAGGUGCUCAUUCACUCAUUAUCCACCUGAUAUUUGUUCGUCUACUUGUUUCUUCCAUUCAGUUGGACGAAAGAACAUGACAUUGCUUAGGAAAUGCACAUUUCAAUUAGUCUCCUAUAGGCCCAUUCAUCAACCUCAUCAUGCAUAUAGCUUUGUCUGUACUCCCAAUGCCAUAUUUCUUCUAUAACGAAAACAUAAACAGUAGGGCCUACUAUUUCACUUCACUUGUUUCUGUCUAAUAACGACCUAAAUGAACAUGAUAUGCUUUAAUGAGCAUCUUGCGAGGAAUAAAGGAAUGUCUGGAAGUUAGAAAUAAAAAGAAGUUCAAUUCCUGCUCUUCGCAUUUUAGUUAUUUUUUAAAAGCAUUUAUUCCAUGCCUCCGCACGAACUAGUAGGCUACAACGUUUGUGUGUUUUAUCAAACAACUUUUCAGCGUCCAGUUCAUUUCGGAUUAAAAACCGACAAUCCCCUUUGUCUGUCUUGGUUUAUACUAAUGUAGUACUGUACAGAAUAAACAUUUGUUUGCAUAAACCA
Anguilla rostrata (American eel) is the source of this 4261-nucleotide messenger RNA. Its product is annotated as SAM pointed domain-containing Ets transcription factor-like. Gene Ontology annotation, biological process: regulation of transcription by RNA polymerase II; cell differentiation. Gene Ontology annotation, cellular component: nucleus. The coding region runs from base 500 to 1492 and encodes 330 amino acids. Gene Ontology annotation, molecular function: DNA-binding transcription factor activity, RNA polymerase II-specific; sequence-specific DNA binding. The transcript is spliced from 6 exons. Lineage: Eukaryota; Metazoa; Chordata; Actinopteri; Anguilliformes; Anguillidae. The record is from RefSeq and is a predicted model, not a curated record.